AUGAGUAUUGUUGUUGCUUUUCUUUUCCUUGAGUUACUUGCCAUAGCAACCAUCAACAUUAGCUUCUGCAAUGGAAGCUCUUACCAGCUGGGUUGCAUCGAAAGUGAGAGACAAGCACUUUUAAGGUUCAAGCAAGAUCUCAUUGAUCCUUCUAAUCGACUUGCCUCUUGGACUGCUGAUGAUGGAGAUUGUUGUACAUGGUCUGGUGUUGUCUGUGACAACUCGACAGGCCAUGUCCUGGAGCUCAACCUUGGAAAUGAUUUUUCGACUGAACCGGAGCCGUCUGAUAUUCUUGUUGCCGAACGUGAAGCUUUCAAUAAGUCUAAGUUGACCGGUAAUAUUAAUCCCUCUUUGCUUAAUUUAAAGCACCUGAUUUCCUUGGACUUAAGCUGCAAUGAUUCCAAAGGAGUUCAGAUUCCUAAAUUCUUUGGUUCUAUGAGAAAUCUAAGAUACCUUAAUCUUUCGGAAGGAGGAUUCCAAGGAAGGAUUCCGCAUGAACUUGGGAAUCUCUCUAAUCUGGAAUAUCUUGAUCUCAGCCAGGUUCGCUACUUGAUCAUUGGUGAAUGUUAUGGGGAUCUGCAUGUUGAGAAUUUGCAAUGGUUGUCAGGUCUUUCUUUGUUGAAACACCUUGACUUGACUACUGUGGAUCUCAGCAAAGCCUCUGAUUGGUUGCAGGUAAUAAACACGCUCCCUUCCUUAGUAGUAUUGAAUUUGAUAGGUUGUCAACUCCAUCACUUCCCUCCACAAACCUUUACAAAUCUUUCUUCUCUUGCCAUCCUUCAUUUAAGUAAGAAUAAUUUUGAAGGUCCAAUUCCUGAUGGACUUCAGAAUUUGACUUCCAUUAGACAUCUUUAUUUAAACUUUAACUCUUUCAAUUCUUCACUACCUGACUGGUGGUACAAACUUAGUCGUCUUGAGAAACUUUAUCUUACGUUCAAUCGCUUGCAAGGUACGAUAGAUGUUCUAGGAAACUUGACUUCUAUCAAAGAGCUUGAACUCUCGAACAAUAGAUUUGAAGGGGGAAUCCCAGUAUCAUUGGGAAGACUAUGCAACUUACGGAGCUUCUCUAUCUCAGAGGUCGAGUUGAAUCAAGAAUUGUCUGAAGUCCUGGAUAUUUUCUCUGGGUGUGUUUCAGAUGUACUUGAACACUUGGAUUUGAGUGGGAGUCGGCUUUUUGGACAUUUGACCAACCAACUUGGACAGUUUAAAAAUUUAAAUACUCUUUUGUUACCUCAUAACUCUAUUUCUGGUCCGAUUCCAUCAGCUUUAGGAAAACUUGGGUGUUUGCAACGUCUUGAUCUUUCCUACAACAUGUUCAACGGAACUGUUUCUGAAAUCCAUUUUUCCAAUCUCAAAAGAUUGUUGCAAUUUGGUGCAUCUGGAAACUCUCUAACGUUGAAAUUCAGUCCUCAAUGGGUUCCUCCUUUUAAACUUCAAAAUUUAAGUUUGAGUUCUGUUCCUUUAGGACCUCAAUUUCCAUCAUGGCUUCGUAAACUAAAGCAUCUAACUUAUCUAGAUGUAACCAACUCGAGCAUUUUUGAUAGUGUCCCAAGAUAUUUUUUUAAAUUUCCUUUCAAAUUUGUCUAUUUAGAUCUCUCACACAACCAUAUCUACGGUCAGAUUCCAAAUUUAACAGAGUUAAUUCAACUUGAGUUUCUUGACUUGAGUUCUAACAAUUUUUCAGGUCCUUUGCCUCUUAUACCCCUUAAUCUGUAUGUGCUCGAUCUUUCCAACAAUGCUUUGUCAGGAUCAGUUUUCCCUUUUCUGUGUUAUGAGAUGAACGCAUCAAAGUCUUUGAUGAAAAUUCUCAUCCUGAGGAAAAACCUUUUAUAUGGAAAAUUACCUAAUUGUUGGAUGAACUUACCAUACUUAACAGUUUUGAAUUUAAAUGAGAAUAAAUUUACUGGAAACAUUCCAGUCUCCUUUGGAUCUUUAAGUUCCCUUCAAUAUCUACAUCUUCGCAAAAACCACCUCUUUGGAACCAUGCCUAUGCCACUUAAAAAUUGUACGAAGAUUGUUGCACUUGAUCUUGGUGAAAAUGCGUUUGUUGGAAAAGUUCCAGCAUGGUUUGGAGAAAGUUUUCCUCAGAUGGUAAUUCUCAAUCUUCGAUCAAACAAGUUCGAAGGGCUUUUACCAAGAGAACUUUGCCAUCUAGCUCUGCUACAAAUCUUAGACAUUGCUGAUAACAAUUUUCACGGAAUUGUACCCGGAUGUAUCAAUAACUUCAGUGCCAUCACAAACAGUUCGGGAGAAAGUGCAUAUCUACGAUAUGGCAGAACCAGAGAUCUCUUUCAAGGUUAUGUUGAAGAUGCAUUACUUGUGAAUAAAGGUCAAAUGGUUCAAUAUAACACAAUUCUUGAUUGGGUGAGAAUAAUAGAUCUCUCCAAAAAUAAUUUCUCUGGAGAGAUUCCAGUGGAAGUUACAAACCUUGUUGCAUUGCAGGCAUUGAAUCUAUCACAUAAUUAUUUUACUGGUAGAAUUCCUGAGAAUAUCGGUAUUAUGAGAUCAUUGGAGUCUAUUGAUUUGUCUGGAAAUCAGCUUUCUGGUGAAAUCCCACAAAGCAUUUCAAAUUUGACAUUCUUGAGUCACUUGAACUUUUCCAAUAACAAGUUAAUUGGAAAAAUCCCUUUGAGUACUCAAAUACAAGGGUUUGAUGCGUCCUUUUUCACUGGUAAUGAUCUUUGUGGACCUCCCCUACCCAAGAAUUGUAGUGUGGUUGUCACAACAUCAAACUUCGAUGAUGGGGAAGAUGGCAAUGUACAUGAAGUUGACUGGUUCUUUGUAAGCAUGGCAUUUGGAUUUAUGUUGGGUUUCUGGGCUGUAAUAAGUCCAUUACUUGUCAGCAGCAGAUGGAGGUUUAUGUAUUAUAAUUUCUUAGAUAGUCUUUGGAUCAAAUUUUGCAGUAUUGUAAGGCGAUGUUGUGGGUUAGUUUCUGUUUGA
Pistacia vera is the source of this 2940-nucleotide messenger RNA. Its product is annotated as receptor-like protein EIX2. The transcript has a single exon. Lineage: Eukaryota; Viridiplantae; Streptophyta; Magnoliopsida; Sapindales; Anacardiaceae. Gene Ontology annotation, molecular function: protein binding. The record is from RefSeq and is a predicted model, not a curated record. Bases 1 to 2940 code for a protein of 979 amino acids.